This is a messenger RNA of Neltuma alba, 742 nucleotides long. RefSeq names its product 21 kDa protein-like. Lineage: Eukaryota; Viridiplantae; Streptophyta; Magnoliopsida; Fabales; Fabaceae. The record is from RefSeq and is a predicted model, not a curated record. Gene Ontology annotation, biological process: negative regulation of catalytic activity. Bases 1 to 639 code for a protein of 212 amino acids. The transcript has a single exon. Gene Ontology annotation, molecular function: enzyme inhibitor activity.
AUGACAACCCAAUCUCCUCGCUUCCUCCCUUCACUCUUGCUCCUCACAGUCACACUCUACAACCUCCGCACAACCGCCGCCGCAGUCAGAUCCUCCGCCGCUGCCAACCCCGACGCUGCCACUUUUAUCCGUACAAGCUGUAGGAGAACCCUCUACCCCGACCUCUGCGUCUCCUCUCUCUCUUCCUUUACGAAUACUAUCCAAAAUAACCAUGCUAUGCUCGCUCGCGCCGCCAUAACUGUUAGCCUCUCCAGGGCCCAGAGCAUGGCCUCCUACGUCUCGAACCUCCUCCGUCAAGCCAACAAGAACGCCGACUCCGGCACCGCCUCAGCCCUCCGUGACUGCUCUUACAGCCUCGGAGUCGCCGUUGAUAACAUCCGCGGCUCAUUCAAGCAGAUGCAACAGAUGACUGAUAAAAGCGCCGUUAACGGCGAGAAAUUCAGGUUCCAGAUGAGCAGCGUUCAGACGUGGAUGAGCACAGCGAUGACGGAGGAGCAGGCGUGCAGCGAGCGCUUCGACGCUUCACCGGACGGUAGGGUGAAGACGGAUGUGCGCCGUCAAGUGACGGAGGUGAAGAAGUUUAUCAGUAAUGCGCUCGCGCUGGUGCAAGGUUACGGGAAUAACGUGAGAAAACAUUAAGAUAUUUGCUGAUGCAGCCAAACUUUUUUUUGUAGCAGAAGAAAAAAGCUAUAUGCAGAGUUUUAAUUUGUUUGUUAAUUUGUUGUAUUAAGUUAGGAUAGAA